Teleopsis dalmanni is the source of this 659-nucleotide messenger RNA. RefSeq names its product membrane magnesium transporter 1-like. The record is from RefSeq and is a predicted model, not a curated record. Lineage: Eukaryota; Metazoa; Arthropoda; Insecta; Diptera; Diopsidae. The transcript is spliced from 4 exons. The coding region runs from base 246 to 593 and encodes 115 amino acids.
AAGUAGACAAUAUUUGAACUCGUUAGUAAUUAGUUGAAGAAAUUGGUUUCUACCUAACUAGCAUUGUUUAGCUGGGUUGUAUAUCAAACGUUUCCAGAUGAUCUGCAAAUACAACCCUUCAAACAAACAGUUUGACUUGCACUGCAAUUAAAAUAUUAUCACUGUACGUACCAUAUGUUCUUGCAAAAACUUUCACUCUUUUUAUUUUCGCUGCUUUACAGAAUAUCUACAAAUUUCAACCAAAAAUGGCAUCAAGUAUUUUAAACAAAAUUGGUUUUUUAAUCGGUGUUGCCUUCCUUAUGCACGCUACACUCUCCAUGGCAUAUUAUCGUGCACAAUCGAAGUUCUUAAACGGUGCAGUGGCUGUACCAUUCGAUAUUGUUGUCCGAAUUGGUCUAGGCUUUAUAUUUAUCAUUUACAACUCUGUAGAGCUUAUUUGGAGUUUUCAGGAUAUUGAUUUAAAGACCAUAAUGAGACAAACUUGCAAAGAAGCAGCAAAGAACGUAACGAGGGCUUGUCUUUUUGAACCACUCGGCAGAAUCAUGGUCAACAACCAUGCGGAUGAGAAAGAGUUCUUUGAAGAAAUUUAUUAAGUAAUAUUUAAAGUGUCAGAAUAUAUCUCAUAUAAUACCAAUAAUUAUAUAAGAAAUGUUUUUUUA